Molecule: messenger RNA, 3227 nt
Organism: Chroicocephalus ridibundus (black-headed gull)
Lineage: Eukaryota; Metazoa; Chordata; Aves; Charadriiformes; Laridae
Gene: GSS
Product: glutathione synthetase
Exons: 12
Coding region: 282-1706 (474 amino acids)
Biological process (GO): glutathione biosynthetic process
Cellular component (GO): cytosol
Molecular function (GO): ATP binding; glutathione binding; glutathione synthase activity
Source: RefSeq, a predicted model, not a curated record
GGCGGGGCGGGCCCGAGCGGCGCGGAGCAGGUAGGGGUGGCGGGGCUGGGCCCGGGGCUCGGCUCAGAGAGGGGCCGGGGUCAUCCCGAUCCCGCUGCCAGGCUGGGCCCUGGCUGACGGGGGCGUGUCGCGGCCCGGCCCUGCGCAGGCCGGAGCCCUGCAGCGCCGCGGGGGUCCCGCACAGGCCUUGCUGAGCUCGGGCGCUCGGCCCAACCCAGCCCGGGCGGGAAGGGCCCCGGGGGCCAAGUGCGUGACUCUGCUCUGCCUCCUCAGCGGGAGCCAUGGCUGCGCCGUGGGAGGACGUCCUGCGGAACGAGGCGGCCGUGCAGGAGGCGGCGCGGGUGGCCGUGGACGCGGCGCUGCUGGCGGGCGUGCUGAUGCGGACCGAGGGCGAGCCCAACGCCUCGGAUGUGGUGAAUUACGCUCCCUUCACACUGCUCCCAUCUGCAGUACCAAGUGCCCUGUUUGAACAAGCGUAUGCUGUUCAGCAAGAUUUUAACCUGCUGGUGGAUGCUAUUAGCCAAAACAAAGAAUUCCUGGAGCAUACUCUGGCCAGCACCAUCAAGGUAGAUGACUUCACAGCUCGGCUCUUUAGAAUCUACAUGCAAGUUCUGGAGGAAGGCUUGGCUCAGUCUGUGUUUUUAGGCAUAAACCGCUCUGAUUACAUGUUUGACCGUGGGGUAGAUGGGACACCAGCUCUGAAGCAGAUAGAAAUAAACACCAUUGCUGCCAGCUUCGGAGGCCUUACCUCCCGCACUGUGGCGGUCCAUGGGCAGGUGUUGAAAGUGCUGGGAAAAUCUAAGGAGGCAUCACGCCUGCUGCCCAACAACCCAUCGAAAGGGCUUGCCUUGGGUAUUGCGAAAGCCUGGGAGCUCUACGGUUCACCAAGUGCUGUGGUGAUGUUUCUGGUGGAGGAAGUCCAAAGGAACAUUUUUGAUCAGCGAUGUGUAGAAAAUGAGCUUUGGAACAGGAAUAUUCGAGUCAUCAGGAGGCGAUUCAGAGAUGUGUUUGAAAAGGGGUCUCUGGAUGAUGCCAGGAGGCUGUAUAUGGACGGCCAGGAGGUAGCAGUGGUGUACUACAGAGAGGGCUACGUGCCAAAGAACUACGACCAGCAGAACUGGGAGGCGCGGUUGUUGCUGGAGAGAUCGAGGGCAGUGAAGUGCCCUGACAUUGCCACCCAACUGGCAGGCACCAAGAAGGUCCAGCAGGAGCUGAGCCAGCCAGGGACACUGGAGAAAUUGCUUCCCGGACGUGCCGAGGCUGUCGCUCGAAUAAGAGCAACGUUUGCUGGACUCUAUUCCCUGGAUGUGGGCGAAGAGGGUGACAAGAUAGCUGCCAUGGCUAUCGCUGACCCCGACCGGUUUGUGCUGAAGCCGCAGCGAGAAGGUGGAGGGAACAACCUCUAUGGUGAAGAGCUCAGGCAGGUUCUGGAGAAGAUCAGAGACAGCCCUGAGAGAACCUCCUACAUCUUGAUGGAUAAGAUCAAACCACAGCCAGCAAUGAAUUACUUGCUGAGAGCCCACAGUCCCCUACAAGUGUCCGAGUGCAUCUCGGAGCUCGGUAUUUUUGGUGUCUACAUCAGGCAGGGCGAGGAGAUGGUGAUGAACAAGGCCGCUGGCCACCUCCUGCGGACAAAGGCCAUCGAGCACGCGGACGGCGGGGUGGCGGCGGGGGUGGCGGUGCUGGACACUCCUUACCUGGUGUGAGGAGGCGAUGCCUUGUUCCACCUGACCUCACGCUGCUGCUCCAAGAGCUGAUCUGCCACGGGGAUGUUCUCCUUAGGGUGUGCUUACCAAGGGCUGAUGUGCUGAGGACUUGUGAGGAAGGACUGCGUGGACACAACUGCUCCAGGGCCCUGUGUGCCAGCCCCAGCUUCUCCUCUGCAACUCCUCCUGCAGGAAGAAGGGAGGCCCUUGCUCUGCCUGCUCAGGGGGCCCUGCCCCGUGCGUGUCCCAGCUGCAGCCUCCCAGCACUGGGUGUUCCUUGGGGUCUAGCCGCCGGGCGGGAGUGUGUACAGCCAAGCUGAGGGGUGAAGGAUGAAUGUGCCACAACGGGCACUCCUGCUGUUGCCAGUUUUGUGCUCCUUCAUGCUGCACCUGAUUUCUGGAGAUGCAAAAACCCAAAGCCUGGGAACUGGGAGGAGAAAGGUAGAUGUGGGAUUUGUCCCAGUGCCUCAGUACUGCCCAGGUUAAAGGGGGAAGCCCAGCUCUACAUGACUGUAGCCCCUCCAGCCCUCCUUCAAUGCUCCUGCCCCGAUUUCUACUGUUCUCUGUGCCUGAGGAUCCUCAGGGUUCCUGCACAAGGGGCAGCUGCCCUUGUUUCAUUUGCCCGAGGGCCUCUUGCUUUUGCUUUGCCCAACUCCUGUUUUUAUUGGCUUGGGUGCUCCCAAACGGCACCUCUGUGCUACGCAAGGCAGGCAGAGGUGCAGAAUGCAUCUGGCAGGCCCUGCUGUCCCCAUGGGAGAGCUGCACCGGCUCCCCCGUCUCCUCCAGCCUCGUCCAACAGAUGCCCACGGGCUGGCACAAGAAUCCCUCGAUGGUGGUAGAUCCCAGCGCGAUGCUGAACUGGAGCCUCAUGUCACAGCCCCUGUUGAUAACCUUGUGCCAGUGCAUCACGCUGAGCGUUGUGCAUCUGCAGCCCAAGAGUAACGUCAGGGAGCCCUGACCUGGGUAAUGGUCCUGCUGGGAUGUGGGGCGGGCCGACACUGGGAGCGCUGUGGCAGGGAAGUGAUGGAAUUGCAGUUCCUAAGGGCUUUAAUCUGGGACCAGCACCGGCGGGUGGUGAGAUGCAUCUCCCUCCAGGUUUUUUAGACUCUGUGGGAACGGUGUGGUGUUGGUGGGAUGGAGGAGUGUGGACUCCCCAUCCCAUGGGCUUUGCCUCUUCCUCCAGCCCCUCUUCCUCCUCAGUCCAGCAGCUGAAGGCGGAAUGCAGAAGAUGCCCCUUUCCAGCGGUGCCCUGGUAAAGCACCCAGGCAGCCUCAGCUCUACUUUUUUUUCUUUUUUUCUUUUAGCGAUACCAGAGGGAAGCAGUGUAAAGCCAAUUAUUUCUGAAUAAUGAAAGUGCUGAUUGACUGUGCCUGCACCCUGCCGGGCUCACUGCCACUGUCCCUGUGUGGUGGCACCGGGUGCUUCACUUACCACCUUGGAAAGAGUUCAGUUCUGUGAGCGUGACUGAUUCUGGGAUUCCUGGGUGGUGGUUUUGUUGCCGGGAGCGGGGGGGUGGUGGUG